AUGAAGCCACGGAUUCUGCUGAUAGUCCUGACAACACUUAUCUGCUCACAUAUGUGCAAUAGUUCAGAGCUGGCCUUCCUGCUGGAGCCCAGCGACGUGAUCGCAGUGCGAGAGCGACCGCUGAUGCUGAGCUGCCAGGUGGAAGGAGAGGGGCCCAUCACGGUCACCUGGCGGAAGAAUGGCGCGCUCGUACACACCGGACCUGGAUCCCGGGUGAAACUGCUGGCCAACGGCACGCUCCUGAUCCGUAGCUUUCAGAAACGACGGGACGGCGACGCCACGGACGCCGGGGAGUACUCCUGCGCGGCUGAGAAUCGCUUCGGCAUGCUGGUCAGCCGCAAGGCGCGCGUCCAGUUGGCAUCCCUGCCUAAGUUUCACACUCAUCCAGAAUCCAUGUCAGUGGAUGAGGGAGGAGUGGCUCGAUUCCAGUGCCAAGUAAAUGGUAUACCAGAGGCCAAUAUCACCUGGGAGAGAGACCGCACUCCUCUGAGUACAUCAGAUGACAGGUACACUUUGCUGCCCAUGGGGAUCCUUCAGAUCACAGGAGUAAGGAGAUUGGAUGCUGGGGUGUACCGCUGUGUCGCAUCUAACACUGCCAACACACGCUACAGUCACGAGGCCCUGCUGAAUGUUACAGGGGGAGCGCCUCGGAUCUAUAAGGAACCUGCGAUACUUUCAGGUCCUCAGAACCUGACCAUCACUGUCCACCAAACAGCCAUCUUAGAGUGCAUAGCCACGGGGAACCCUCGGCCCAUUGUGUCAUGGAGUAGGCUUGAUGGCCGAUCCAUUGGUGUGGAGGGCAUCCAGGUGCUUGGCACAGGAAACCUCAUGAUCUCAGAUGUGUCCCUGCAGCACUCUGGAGUGUACGUGUGUGCUGCCAACCGCCCUGGGACCAGGAUGAGGCGUACAGCACUGGGCAGGCUGGUAGUGCAAGCUCCCCCUGAGUUCCUGCAGUGGCCUCAGUCUGUGUCGAAGCCAGUAGGGGGCAGUGCUGUGUUUACUUGCAUGGCCCAGGGGGUCCCUGAACCUCACCUGAUCUGGCUGAAGAAUGGCAAGAUCCUGACACCUGGGGACAAUGUCAAACUCACAAACAACAACAGCACUCUGGCCAUUACUCGUAUCACGCCUGAGGAUGAGGCUAUUUACCAGUGCAUAGCUGAGAACAGCGCUGGUACCAACCAGGCCAGCGCCCGUUUGGCCGUGUCUUUGGCUAAAGAGCUGCCGGGUUCCCCUCAGGGCCUGAAGGCCACUGCACUGUCCAAAACCACUCUGCAGCUCUCCUGGACCCAGCCACCCGCCAACAUCACCGACGGCAUCAUUGGAUACGUGCUGCACAUCCGCAAGAUUGGCGAGCCUGACAGCAAAGAGUUACAGGAAACAGUCAGUAAAACCACAUUCCAACAUGAUAUCAACAAUCUUGAACCAGCCACCACUUACUCCAUCUACCUGAAAGCCUACUCUCCACUGGGUGCCAGCCAAGAGUCCAACAGUGUUGUCGCUACAACACUAGGGGGCGUGCCCACUCCUCCCAUGUUCUUCACUAAGGUGAUGAACACCACCGCGGUGCAGGUGCUGUGGGAACUGCCCAACAAGCCCGGCAAGGCCGAGGGUUUCAGGCUGUCCUACCGCAGGGUCCCCCACGGAGACUUCCAGGGGCCUCUUCAGAUGCCUUGCCACGUCAAUGCUCACACAGUCGCCAACCUCGAUCCCGGUGCUGUGUAUGAAGUCAAACUGGUGGCCUACAAUGGCAAUGGAGAGAGUGACUGCUCCAAAAGACUGGUGUCACUGGCUGAAGAUGGUACAAGUGCCAAAACUAGUGCGGGGGAGGAGACCCAGUGUAACUGUAAGGACAGUGAAGCCUCGCUGGGUGGCAUUGUGAUUGGCAUCCACAUUGGCAUGGCCUGCAUCAUCUUCUGUGUGCUGUUCCUCAUGUUUGGAUACCGCCGCAGUUUCUUCUGCAGAAAGGGGACUCAGGACAGCUGGUCAGUGCCCAGGGGGGAGGACAGAGGACACCACGAUCAAAGCAAUGGCAUACCCAAAGAGAGGGUGAUGCACCCACCCCAAGCCAUUGAGUUGAUGCCUCAGGUAUGCACACAAAACACAUCGCAGUGCCACGUUCUCAUAGAGCAGCACCCAUGCUCUCUGCCUGGCACGGGUACUGGCACUGGCACUGGCUAG
Messenger RNA from Chanos chanos (milkfish), 2178 nucleotides. Its product is annotated as immunoglobulin superfamily DCC subclass member 3. Bases 1 to 2178 code for a protein of 725 amino acids. The record is from RefSeq and is a predicted model, not a curated record. Lineage: Eukaryota; Metazoa; Chordata; Actinopteri; Gonorynchiformes; Chanidae. Gene Ontology annotation, molecular function: protein binding. Gene Ontology annotation, biological process: cell-cell adhesion. The transcript is spliced from 14 exons.